AUGGCUUCCGCAGCCACCGCAACACACCAGGCUGGCCCGGCUGCGCGUGCAUCAGUUGCUUCUGCUGCUGCUGCCACGCCGACCAACGACGGAGCGUCUCCAGACCUGGCCCAGCCUCUGCCACAGACAUGGGAUGGUCUAGACACGCGCAUUCUUACCGAUCUGGCCCGGCGCGGUCUCAUGUCUACCUUAGACACCAUCAAAGAGGCAAAGACGCUCAUGCUUGACCCUUCGCUCGCAGGUCCGCUCGGUCUCGUCGCCGAUGUCUCCAGCUUGAAGCAGCAUGGUGUCGAGAAGAUGUUCUGGCUCGAGCCCGCUUCGCCCGCCUUUGUCUCGAGGAACGAUAUGAGUCAUUCGCAGUCGCAAUCGAAAGCAGGUCUCAAAAGCGUCAAUGCUCCCACCAAAUCCGUCGUCUACAUCUGCCGUCCAGAGAUCAAGUGGAUGAAAGCCAUCGCAGAACACCUUCGAGCCGAUCGUAGUGUUCGUCCCACUUCUCCACUCCAGCACACGUACACAAUCUCGUUUGUGCCUCACAGGACCGAACCGUGUCUCCAAUUCCUCGAUCAAGAAGCCGUGCUCUCGGACGUCUCGCUCCUCGACUUUGGCCUCGAGUUCGUUCCGCUGGACAACGACCUGAUCAGCCUCGAAGACGACGCAGCCUGGAAAAAGAUCUACUGCGAUGGCGAUCACACGCCCAUCUUUCGAUCGGCGCAGGCGCUCAUGACACUCCAGCACGCUUACGGUCUGUUUCCUCGCAUCUUGGGCAAAGGCACCCUCGCACGUCGAUUGGCCGACCUGCUCAUCCGUCAGAGGCGAGAGCAUCUCGCAUCGGAUCCAUCCAGUCCUGCACUCACCACGCCGAGCCAGCUGAUUGACAGUCUUAUCAUCAUAGAUCGCGCUGUCGACUAUGCUACACCGCUGUGCACACAGCUCACCUAUGAGGGGCUUGUUGAUGAGGUCGUCGGCAUCAGUAAUGGUCACGUCGAGGUAGAUCCUGCCUUGCUCACGGGUCAGCCGCAGACGGCGGGAGUCGGGGGCCAACCGCACGCCUCUGGCAGUGGCACUCCACUGCAGAUGACAACAACCCCCAAGAAGCGCAAGCAUCGUCUGGACCCCGCCAGCGAUCUGCUGCUUGCCGAAAUUCGCGAUCUCAACUUUGCCGUUGUGGGCGACCGUCUGCAUCGUGCUGCCAAGCGGCUCAAUCAGGACUACGAGGGGCGCCACCAGGCAAAGACGGUCUCACAGAUCCGUGCUUUUGUGGGUAAACUGGGCGGAUUGCAGUCCGAACAUGCGUCUCUGCGCCUGCACACGGGUCUGACAGAAAAGAUCAUGGAAUGGACUGCGAGGGAGGAGUUUAACCGGAUGCUCGAGGUGCAGCAGAACACGGUCGCGGGCAUUGAUUUGCCGGGACAAUACCAGGCGAUCGAGGACAUGGUGAAUGAGGAACGCGAUCUCGUGGGCGUGCUCAGGCUGCUGUGUCUCACCAGCGUCGUGGGUCUGGGCAGCAUUGCGGGAGGUAUCAAGGCCAAGAACCUCGAAUUUGUCAAGCGCGAGAUCUUGCAGACGUACGGCUACCAGCAUUUGCCGUUGCUGCUGGCGUUGCAGAAGGUUGGACUGCUGACGCGUGCUUCUUCUGCGCCUGCUGGGGCUGUGAGCUCGGGCGGGUUUGGUGGGGCGCUGUCGAGCGUUGUCGGCGGCGGAUCCUCUGCGAAUGCGAGUGGAGACACAGAGGGUAGCGCGGAGGAGGGGGGCAAAGGCGGAUUCGCGUCGGUGCGCAAGAGCUUGCGUCUCAUCAAUGACGAUGUUGACGAACGUGCACCCGCGGACAUCUCGUACGUCUACUCUGGCUAUGCACCGCUCUCGAUUCGGCUGGUGCAAGCGGUGGCGCAAAAGGAAGCGCUACUGGACCCGUCGCGCUCCGAACCGCGAGCUGGGCGCACCAUCAAGCCGCGUGCUCACCCCAUCGUCGGCUGGCGCGGAUUCGCGGACGCGGUCAAUCAGCUUCCGGGCGCCACGUUCGACGAGAUUCAGUCUGGAUCUUUCGCUGGCGAGCAGGGCGCGACCUCGACAGCGUCGUUGUUACCGCCGACGGAUCCGGACGCAGUGACGACGACACUCGUGUUCUUCCUCGGUGGCGUCACGUACACCGAGCUGGCAGCGCUGCGGUUCAUGAAUGCGCAAACGCGCAAUCGUCGCUUUGUGGCGGCGACGACGAAUACCAUCAAUGGGAACAAGAUGAUUCACGACCUGGGCGAGGGUCGGGUCUAG
Sporisorium graminicola is the source of this 2268-nucleotide messenger RNA. RefSeq lists its product as uncharacterized. Gene Ontology annotation, cellular component: CORVET complex; fungal-type vacuole. NCBI's taxonomy places the organism in Eukaryota, Fungi, Basidiomycota, Ustilaginomycetes, Ustilaginales, Ustilaginaceae. The coding region runs from base 1 to 2268 and encodes 755 amino acids. The transcript has 2 exons. Gene Ontology annotation, biological process: intracellular protein transport; vesicle-mediated transport. The record is from RefSeq and is a predicted model, not a curated record.